UCGUUCUCCCCCAUCUUGUCUCGCAGCAGAGGAAGGAGAGACUCGUUUUGUCUCGUCGUCCGCCGCUAUGAAUUCCCAACGAUUAGCCCCACGAUUAGCCUCUCGCCUUCUCCAAAGGAUAGGCGGGUCACAAUGCCGGCGCUUCUCCAGAUUUAGCGCUUCUCCCGGGCUGAUGCCGCCAAUGGGCAACCUCCCAAUGCCCUACAUCACCGAGGUCACGGCGGGGGGUUGGCGCACAUCCGACAUCUUCUCCAAGCUGCUGCAGGAACGGAUAGUAUGCCUUAACGGCCCGAUUGACGACAUCGUGUCGGCGUCGAUAGUAUCCCAGCUGCUGUGGCUCGAGUCCGACAACCCAGACAAGCCCAUCACCAUGUACAUCAACUCGCCAGGCGGCGAGAUCAGCUCCGGGCUGGCCAUCUACGACACCAUGACCUACAUCAAGUCGCCCGUCUCGACCGUGUGUGUCGGCGGCGCCGCGUCGAUGGCGGCCAUCCUCCUGAUCGGCGGCGAGCCCGGGAAGCGGUACGCGCUGCCGCACAGCUCCGUCAUGGUGCACCAGCCGCUGGGCGGCACCCGCGGGCAGGCGGCCGACAUACUGAUCUACGCCAACCAGAUCCAGAGGGUACGGGACCAGAUCAACAAGAUCGUGCAGGGGCACAUCAACAAGUCGUUCGGCUACGAGAAGUACGACAUGAAGGCCAUCAACGACAUGAUGGAGCGCGACAAGUACCUGACGGCCGAGGAGGCCAAGGAGCACGGCAUCAUCGACGAGAUCCUACAUCGGAGGGAGAAGGGGGAUGACAAAUCUGCGGGAGCCGACUCGAAGGCGGCCAGGCCAUGAUGCAGUGCUGUUGGAAGGGCGAACGCAUGAUGGGCAGAUCUAGGGCCGGCUCGCGACUUCGGGGAUGAGCGUGAGGUGUGCUUGGCAUGAGUGCAUGGAAGAUAUUGGGAGGCGCCAAAGAUGGCCGUCCUAUUUCUGUCCGGCCGUGGCGACCUGUCGGUUCUCCGGUAACGCUGUUCAAUGGCAUGAACCCAGACGGU
Thermothielavioides terrestris NRRL 8126 is the source of this 1041-nucleotide messenger RNA. RefSeq lists its product as uncharacterized. NCBI's taxonomy places the organism in Eukaryota, Fungi, Ascomycota, Sordariomycetes, Sordariales, Chaetomiaceae. Gene Ontology annotation, molecular function: serine-type endopeptidase activity; ATP-dependent peptidase activity; ATPase binding. Gene Ontology annotation, cellular component: endopeptidase Clp complex. The record is from RefSeq and is a predicted model, not a curated record. Bases 197 to 841 code for a protein of 214 amino acids. Gene Ontology annotation, biological process: protein quality control for misfolded or incompletely synthesized proteins. The transcript has 4 exons.